This is a messenger RNA of Epinephelus lanceolatus (giant grouper), 3954 nucleotides long. Its product is annotated as interleukin-13 receptor subunit alpha-1-like. Lineage: Eukaryota; Metazoa; Chordata; Actinopteri; Perciformes; Serranidae. The record is from RefSeq and is a predicted model, not a curated record. Gene Ontology annotation, molecular function: cytokine receptor activity; protein binding. Gene Ontology annotation, cellular component: external side of plasma membrane. Gene Ontology annotation, biological process: cytokine-mediated signaling pathway.
AAAACUUUUCAUGUCUUGUUAAAGAAGAAGCUGGAAGCGAAAGUCAAAAGUGUACAGGGACACUUUGACUUUACUGUGUCGACUCGCCUCACACAACCCGUUACAGGCAGACCGGACAGUAGACGGCCGUGUUAAGGAGCGGGAAUAAUCAAAGGAAAACGUUUUAUCCACACACCGACGGUCGUGGAAAAGUCCAUUUAAGGGAAAAGACUGUAAAGGGAUGGCCAGGAAGUUUCAAAGUUUGGCGUUGGUCGUUUUAAGCUUCCUCUCUGUGACAGCUGAAGCCCAACAAGGUCAAAUUUUACAACUACAAAAUGUCUCCCUGCAAUGGAUUAAUGAUUUUCAAACACAGGUGUCCUGGGCACCAGUGGGGAACUGCUCAUAUUAUGGGUAUUUGAAAAGCAGCAGACAAAGUAAUAUUGCUAAUCCCUGGCAGAAGUACGUUGUGAUGGAAGGCGGAUCCCUGCAGUUAACGGUUGAAGCUACCUGUAACGGCUCACGUACAUACAAGGCCACCAUCAACCGGACUUACCCAGACCUGGUGAGGGAUUUGCAGUGCUACCUCUAUGCCGAAAACAAAACCCGCUGCUCCUGGAACCCAGUCAGUCCACAUGUUCCAGAUUUCAAGUUUUUCUAUAGGUUAAUAAAUGAGGCUUUCACGGCAUCAGCUGACCUUAAGCCCUCUUUUGACGUCAAAGAGUGCUCAUUGUACCAUUUCAAUGCUGAAGGAGUCAAGACUGGUUGUGAUCUGGACGCGGGCAUCCACAACAACAUUGACAUUUCGUUUAAUGGAACUCUGAACAACAUGUUGGCCAGGAACACCUUCAAGAUAAAGCUUAUAGAUAAUGUAAGACAUCCUGCCCUCAAGUGGACUGUCACUAAAACUGGGAAUAAAUUCAAUAUGAGAUGGACUCCUCCUGUCAUCCGAGGCCUGAAUUGGAUGUUUGAACUUAAGUACACUAAGUGUAAUGAAACUCAGACUCACGAGAUAAAAGGAGGAGAAACAUCAUUCGAGUUGCACGCCGACCCUAACUGUCCGUACAGUAUGGCUAUUAGAGCAGUGGCUAAGACAAACAGUGACAACCGAAGAAAGAUACCAUGGAGCGAAGAGAAACACUUUGGUGCAGAUACAGUUCCUAAUGGGUGGCUGUAUGCUGCCAUUAUCAUCCCAGUGAUGUUCGGUGUCCUGGCAGUGCUGAUGUUUGUGUGUUUCAAGAAGAAUAAGGAAAAUAUUUUCCCCAAAGUACCAGAACCUCGGGACCUCCUCACCGAUAUUUCUGACAACAACAAUAAGUACAAUGUUCACAACCUGUACAUCCAAGCAGAGGAAGAAGAGACCUGUAAAAUCACUCUCUUGGUAGAUCCCCUAAACAGGAAACCUGACUUCUGACCCACCUCUGCAGCGGCAACAACUUGAAUCUACAGCAGCUGGAAGUCUCCCAAAUUCUUGGUGCACUGGCUCAACAAAAAAUUAGGAGACUUUACUGUUAAACUGAAUCAAAGAGAUUGGUUAGCCAAGUGCAUCAAGUGAGAUGUCAACUCAGUCUUCCAUUUUAUCAAAACAAACAAACAAACAAAAAAUAACUAUAGCAGCUACUGCAUUCUGGUGCAUUGUUGUUCCCAAACUGAUGCAGCUCCAAUCAAACUUCACACGGCUUACUCACUGUUACUUAUUUAAAAACAGUAGUACAGAAGUGACUUACACUGAAUGGCAUGGAACUGAAGGUCCUUGUCUUAUCAGCCCAAAUAUGCCACCGCAUUACGCCAAAUUCACAUCAGUAUUCCAUAUUUAGAAAUCCUCAUCACCAUGAUAUAUUAACACACACCAGCAGCUCCUUGUUAGGAAAUGCAGUCAGUUAGUUACCUUGGAGUCCUGACCUCCACCGGGGUUGCCGAAGCUUUAUGGGGGGGUUGUGAGGCCUUCUUGAUGUAAAGGGAGUAUGAAGACUUGAGAGGAAAAACCCCAUUCAUUUCUGUGAAGAAAAGUAAAUGAAAUAGGUAUUUUUAAAGCUUAGGUUAUGAUUCAAGAUCCAAACUUUUUUUAAAAAACCUCACAGGAUAAGGGCAAAGUGAACACAAGAUUGAGUGCUCCAGGAAUGAAUCCCAGAACCUGAAAAUGAGUUAGCAUUUUAGCAUCCCAGAUUCCCUCACCUUGAAGUCAAUGGGUUUUUGGUUUAAAGCCUGAAAUAAGGUGUGGGGUUAACACAAGCUUAAGAGACUUUAACGUUUUGUUCUAUGCCAUAAGAUACGUUAAGUUGUUUGUUUGCCACAGAGCUUAUUUUCUGUAGCAACCCCCAAAUCCAGCGGAAAAAUCCCAUAGGCAUUUUGCUAAAGCUAACUUCUGUGUCGGCCAGUUGAAAAACGUCAUCCCUGCUGCGCUCUAUAUUCUCAGAGCCUUCACUCUCAGUUUAACAGCUUUGUCCUGCAUUAAAUAAAUAUGCAGUUAAAGCAACCAAAGAGGUAAUGGAGCAAUGACCAAGCUUUAGGUAGAAGAAAACACUGAAUGAAGCCUAUUUAGUAUUUAUGGUAGUUAAAACAAAAUCUAUAUAAAUAUCAGGAAAACUCAUCUCUAAUACAAUAUUCACAGGAAAUCUGCUCAAAACUCAUCCAAGACUCUUGUUUUACACAAACAUCCCGCAGGUUUUGCAUUCACUAUUUGGGUUAGCUGUACAGUUUAUCAGUUGUUCUGUCAUUAUUGUUAUACAUUGGAUAUAAUUUGUCACUUAGUCAGUUAGUUUACUGAAAUACAGACUAGGGUUCCUUUAAGGAAAACGACAGGGAACUACUUUCCUACAUGACCACGUUUUUCUCUGAGCAUUAAGUCUUUUGUUGCACUUAAUAAUUCCCCUGCUGCUGUGCUUCGGGCACCACUUUCAGGUAAUUUACACAUUCAUGUGUCCCUAGAGGUGCUGAAGCAAUAUAGAAAACAUUUUUUAUAACUUUUUUGAUAAGUGAUUUUUAGGAUUUACCAGGCAUUGAAUGCGAGCUUAUGUUUGGAUUUUCUGCUUUUUGAGAGGGUGAAGGUAGCUUGGAGGCUGAAAACCAUGUGUUCUACAGAGAUUUCACCGAAGCAUUGUCCUCUGAUUGUUUGCUAUGUGAUUGGACAAAGGUGGGUGCAGCCACUUUUUAAGUAAAGACUGAUGAUAUUUCUUUGGAUUACCUGUCUGCAGAGCUCCAGCAGGAGCGUAGAUAGAUGUGAAUUUCCAGGCAGUUGAUUUUCAGCCCAAGUAUACAGGCUGAUAGUUUCACAUUGAACCCUGCUGAUCUAUUUAAACUUAUACUAUUUAACUUGUGCUUAAAUUCUCCAAUGAUUUCCUUUCGCCUUUUUUAUUCUGCUUUCAAAACAGCUCUGAGAUGUUUGUAGAAAUGAAAAUCAUAUGAAAGGUAUUACAUUUGCUCUCUCUUGAGAGAGGAAUACAAUAUAUUGAAUGUGUAAUGUUUUGAGAAGUCCAGGAAUGAUUGGACUUGUAAAAAUCUCUUUAAGCUCAGAUAUACUGUUACUAUUACCACCCCCUUUUUUAUUCUGUUGAGGACUAUGACCAUGAAAUGAAUGAAGCACUCGUGUAAAGAUACGUAUGUAUUGAUAUUGUUACUGUACAGUUUGAAACAGUGAUAGAUUGAAUGUUUUGAUGACGUGCUCAGACUGGCUAAUGCUGGGUCCAACUUUUGUGUGGUUUAUAAUUCAUUUUAUGAUACUCUGAUAGUUUUUCAAUAAAUAUAUGUAAUUUCUGCACAGAAAGUUUUUAAUUACACACCUCGAAAAUGUAGUUAUUUUUAAAAAAAAAAACGUAUCAAGCAUUGUGUAGCUGAAGUAAAGGAACAGUUUGACAUUUUACUUAAGAAAUGAGAAACAUUGUAAUUAUAGUUUGAUUUAGUUAACUUUACAAUUAUCACAUUAUAUCUCAUUUGUUCGUUCUGUUAUUAAAGCAUAUUGUGGUUUCAUGGGGGAUUAUA